Podarcis muralis (Common wall lizard) is the source of this 1840-nucleotide messenger RNA. NCBI's taxonomy places the organism in Eukaryota, Metazoa, Chordata, Lepidosauria, Squamata, Lacertidae. The record is from RefSeq and is a predicted model, not a curated record.
GAUUUCCCGCUUGUCUAACCCCCCUCAAAUUUACUGGAAACGAAGAGUCAAGGUCCAGGGCCAGAGAAAGAGGGAGGGACAUUCCUGGACUCCUCAUGUCCACAUCUCUCCAGCUUUAGGCUCUGAAAACAGAGUCAAACUGGCAACCAUGAAGACGUUUUGGCUGGCCCUGGGCUCUCUCUUCGCCUUUGCAGCUGCUGGCACAGGGCAGGAGGCUUCCAAGAGAAACGUCCGAUCGGUGGAGGACACCUUGCCAAGUCGCCAGGCUCGGAGUCUAGAUUGGCCGUGGUACUGCCCCGGUUGCUUCACAGCUAUUAAUAAGGUCCCUGCGGAAAAAGAGCCGCUUUUAUACGACCCAGAUCGCUUUCAGAUUCAUAUGCCCAGCUUGCAAGAACCGGAGCCAAGCCCGCAGCACCCUGCGAAGACAGAAGAGCCGCUUUUAUACGACCCAGAUCGCUUUCAGAUUCAUAUGCCCAGCUUGCAAGCACUGGAUCCAAGCCUGCAGGAGGCUUCCAAGAGAAACGUCCGAUCGGUGGAGGACACCUUGCCAAGUCGCCAGGCUCGGAGUCUAGAUUGGCCGUGGUACUGCCCCGGUUGUCACACACCUCUUCAUCAGGUCCCUGCGGAGAAAGAGCCACAAUUAUCCGACCCAGAUCUCCCUCAGAUUCAGAUGCCCAGCUUGCCAGCACUAGAGCCAAGCCUGCAGCACCCUGCGAAGACAGAAGAGCCGCUUUUAUACGACCCAGAUCGCUUUCAGAUUCAUAUGCCCAGCUUGCAAGCACUGGAUCCAAGCCUGCAGGAGGCUUCCAAGAGAAACGUCCGAUCGGUGGAGGACACCUUGCCAAGUCGCCAGGCUCGGAGUCUAGAUUGGCCGUGGUACUGCCCCGGUUGUCACACACCUCUUCAUCAGGUCCCUGCGGAGAAAGAGCCACAAUUAUCCGACCCAGAUCUCCCUCAGAUUCAGAUGCCCAGCUUGCCAGCACUAGAGCCAAGCCUGCAGCGCCCUGCGAAGACAGAAGAGCCGCUUUUAUACGACCCAGAUCGCUUUCAGAUUCAUAUGCCCAGUUUGCAAGCACUGGAUCCAAGCCUGCAGGAGGCUUCCAAGAGAAACGUCCGAUCGGUGGAGGACAUCUUGCUAGGCGGGGAUCAAGGCACCCAGGAGCGGAGACAAAAUCAGCGGAGGUACUGCUCCAGUUGUUACACACCUCUUCAUCAGGUCCCUUCGCAGAAAGAGCAGCCUUUCCUCGACCCAGAUCUCCUUCGGAUUCAUAUACCCACUUUGCCAACACGGGAUCCAAGCCCGCAGCGCCCUGCGGAGACAGAAGAGCCGCUUUUAUACGACCCAGAUCGCUUUCUGCAGGAGCUGUUGUUCAAGGCCAUUACGAAGAGGUCCGCCAGGGGAGCUGCCUCAGCGCGGGCCAGGGGGAAGCAGCGCUCGGGUGCCCGGGCCGUCUGCCGGGGCUGCUACUCGGGGCUGAUGAUCGUGGCUCCGCCUGCCCAGGGGAGCAAAAACGAGACUUGGAUCGGGAGCCACUCGGAGUCCGAGGGAGAUUCCAGCGAGGAAGAUACUCUGCCUCCCAAAGCCUGAGCCCCCACCCAGGGCGCAGAGUCCUCGCCAGACGCUGAAGACCAGACCUGGAGGGGACACCAAGGGUCAUCUAGUCCAACCCCUGCCAUACAGGAAUCGCAGCUAAACAUGUUGCUGGAAGUAUUUUAGUGUGCCUUUCAAAUUAUGUGUUAUCACCGAUUGUAACCUUGUAAGCUGCUUGGAGGACAUUUUGACAUGUAAGAAGUCGAUUAAUUAAUUAACAAAACAUGCAAUAAAUAAUCAAUAAUUUCA